AAUAAUUUGCCCUUCUCCAUUUGUAGGCGGCCGGAAAGUUCAAAGGAAAACGCCGCCGCCUUUGACAAAACUUCCCCCCUACCUCCACAACUUCAAACUCUGUCUUCGUCAAUCCAAUCUAAUCUCUUUCGACUUCCUUCCCUUCCUGGUUGAUCCAGCCGCUUUCAUGGCUGGAUUCUUCGCCUAUGCUAUAGGCGGCGUCGGCUUCCUCAUAAUCGCCGCCACCGAAUCCCUCUCCGUUGCUCUCCCCCUUCCUAGAUCCCUCCCCUUUGUCUUUGCCGCUUCCCUGUCCAUCCUCGCCGUCGCCAAUUCCGUACUCACCUCCGUUCUCUCGGCGCUUGCCUCUUCCUCCGCGGAUCCCAUCGGCUCCCCGCUCCCUCUCUCCUCCCUCCCCGUUGCUGCUUUCUUCCUCCUCUUUUCCCUUUCCUCGCUACUCUCUCUGUCUGAUCUACUUUCCCUCCCCAGCACCCUCCUUCAUUUCCUAUCCCUCUCCGCCUUCAUACAAGAAUUCCUCCUCUUCCGCCUUCGCAACAACAAGGACCCCGACGGCCUUGAGAAUCGCUACUUCGAUCUUCUGCUCGUCCCAAUCCUCAUCUGCGCCGGUGCUUCUCUCCUAGCGAUCGCCCGCCCUCGAUCUCCCUUUCCCCGCCUCGCCCGGGCCGCAGGCCUCGCCCUUCAGGGCUCCUGGUUACUGCAAACGGCUUUCUCUCUCUUCACAUCCUUAGUUGCCCAUGGAUGCGUCCUUCGCCGUCGCAGCAGCGCCAAUUUUACCGUCGUCUGCCAUGGCCAUGCUGACAUCCACCGCAGCGGCGCCAUAGCCACCCUCCAGUUCAACUGCCAUCUAGCCGGCCUCGUUACUGUGGCUGUUGGGUUCUAUGCGAUCUUGGCUGGGAAAAAUGGCAGCGGCGGUGGUGGCCGAGGGAUCGGAGGGUACAAUCCGAUUAAUAAGGAGUUGCACAGAAUGGAGCAUAUUUCGACGUCACAUUUCACGUUGGAUUCCGAUGAAGAUGAAGAGACAAAUAUGCCUAAGCAGGGUGAUGCAGUCUCCGUACCCAUGAAUGGUUUUGGAGCUGCUCAUUGAUGCCGCGCGGAAAGGAGGUUGCCCCCUUGGCGGAUGGAAUUUUUAUUCUGUUCAGAGUCUGGAUGUCGUCCAGAGACCAACAAAAAUGCACGACGUCACCCCAAAAGUGUACCGCACUCGGUACUGCUCGAUACCGGUGCUCAGUACCAAGUGGGUAUUGGACGGUUCUCCCGUCCGGUGUCCGCACAUAAUAAUCUCCCUGGCGGAUGCCAUUUUGUCUAUUUUAUUGAAGUUUUAUGGCUAUUUUCUUAAAGAUAGCAAAUUCAAAAAUCCCAACCUUGGAAUGAAUGUUUGGCAGUGUUUCAUGCUCCUACCAUUAGCUACCCAUGUUGACUUGGGUUUGCAUUGCAAGAAAACUUAGGUUUUGCAAUGAUGAGAUGAGUACAUGAUAUUCAAAUCAUGGCGUGCUUUAAAAUAGAAAAAUUCAUAAUGCUAGUAAUUGAGAUGAAAAACAAGGAAUUGUUUGAUGCCUCCUGUAACAGUGGUGUUAGCUUGACAGGCUAUGUUUUUAAGGUGUGGCAUACCAAAAGCUUGCCAUGGAGAAUCUGUGUUUUAUGCUUAAAUCAGUAACUCGAAAUUUCCUUAAUGGGUAAGAAAUUCAUAUUGGUACCCAAAGUAUUUAGUCUAACAGGGAUUGGAUAAUCUGUUAUUAAAAUCUGUUGCUCUCUAAUUGGUAUACCCUCUAAUGCAAUUAGCAAAGAACGCUGCCCAGGCUGUUGGUUUCAGGGGCGG
Dendrobium catenatum is the source of this 1813-nucleotide messenger RNA. RefSeq lists its product as uncharacterized. The record is from RefSeq and is a predicted model, not a curated record. NCBI's taxonomy places the organism in Eukaryota, Viridiplantae, Streptophyta, Magnoliopsida, Asparagales, Orchidaceae. The transcript has 2 exons. The coding region runs from base 167 to 1081 and encodes 304 amino acids.